Dentiscutata erythropus is the source of this 1386-nucleotide messenger RNA. NCBI's taxonomy places the organism in Eukaryota, Fungi, Glomeromycota, Glomeromycetes, Diversisporales, Gigasporaceae. The record is from the annotation of a GenBank genome assembly.
AUGGAACAAUAUGAGCCUUUAGAAAUUAUUGGUACAGGAUCUUUUGGCCUCAUUCGUAAAGUAAGACGAAAAUCCGAUGGUAAGAUAUUAGCACGCAAAGAAAUUGACUAUCGGCGCAUGAAUGAAAAAGAAAUGACUCAACUUAUGACAGAAGUUAAUAUUCUCCGUGAACUUAAUCAUCCCAAUAUUGUGCGUUACUAUGAUCGACAUAUUGAUCAAAUGAACUGUAUGGUGUACAUUAUUAUGGAAUAUUGCGAAGGAGGUGACCUUUCCUCAAUAAUCAAGAAAUGCAAAAAAGAAAGAAAUUAUUUGCCUGAAAACACUAUCUGGUACUUCUUUAUUCAGAUAUUGCGAGCGCUUCAUGAAUGUCAUUAUGGCUAUGGUAGUAGCAAAUGUGGUUCAGAUCAUAGUCAACAACACAUAACGAUAUUACAUCGUGAUAUAAAACCGGAUAAUGUAUUAUUGGGUAGUGAUAAUAAGCUUAAAUUGGGCGAUUUUGGUUUGUCGAAAAAGCUGAAUUUAGGUCGAGAACUUGCACAAACUUAUGUUGGUACUCCUUAUUAUAUGUCUCCGGAACUAAUAGCUGAAUCACAUUAUGAUACUAAGUCUGAUAUUUGGUCACUUGGAUGUUUACUAUAUGAGCUCUGUGCUUUACAACCGCCGUUUCAAGCAAAAUCUCAACCUAUUCUGGCACUAAGAAUCAGCGCUGGCACGAUCUCACCUAUACCAUCACGGUAUUCGGAUGAACUUCAUAAUAUAAUUAGAACAAUGUUAAUGGUUGAUCCGAACAAAAGGCCUACGACUGCAGAAUUAAUGAAGAAGUUGAAUCCAAUUAGGGAUAUAACAUAUCAAGAAGAGGAGCUUAAGCAACGAGAGGUAGCUUUAAACGGACGUGAAAUAAUGAUAGCAACUAAAGAGGAAGAAUUAAGCGGACGUGAAAUAAUGAUAGCAACUAAAGAGGAAGAAUUAAGACGAGGAUUUACAGAACUUCAACAACGCAAACAACAAUUAGAUUUUGAAAGACAACAAUUUACCAAUGAGGUUAACCUUCACACAGAGCAGUUUAGUAUGGAAGUCCAGCGAAAAAAUGAAGAAUUUAAAGUUGAAUAUGCAAAUCUUUUGCAACAAAAAGAAGAAUUAAAUAACGGCUUUCUAGAGCUUAAGCGACAGAAGGACUUGCAAGAGCAAAUCUUUCAAAAUCAAGAAUCAAGUUUAAAUGGUGAGGCAGUUGUAAAACCUCCCGUCCUACGGCAAGAAAUACCAAAGGCCAGACUGAGAAAGUUAAUAUAUCCCCCAUUAGAAGCACGACCUAGAAAUAGUACAUCAGUAUCAGUAUCAAGCAUGAUUUCUCAAAAACGAUUACAGCAGAGUUCACAAGGAUCCAGU